Molecule: messenger RNA, 621 nt
Organism: Suillus fuscotomentosus
Lineage: Eukaryota; Fungi; Basidiomycota; Agaricomycetes; Boletales; Suillaceae
Exons: 1
Coding region: 78-299 (73 amino acids)
Source: RefSeq, a predicted model, not a curated record
CUUGGUUUGGCUUAUCUUCACAACUUACGAACUUACAUCAAGAUGGAGCAUUCUUCAGCGUCAAGAAAGACGUGCUCAUGAUGGUUGUAGACGCUCAACCAGCUGGUGCUUAUCUAUGUGCGCUCAGACUCUUCCUCUCCACUGGCUUCUAUAUAGCUCUCACUUACUCAUGUCAAAACUUGAAGUAUCAAGCACUGAGGGCGCCGAGUACCAGCCUGAGUAUGUCCAGCAGCCUGCCCCAGAACAGCCGGCGCACCCUCUCUCCUAGGCCAGCCAGGGUGGUCCUCAAUGGGGAUUAGGGGCGAUAAGCAACGAAUAUAGGAAGGGUUCCAACAAGUUGAACCCCAACGUUCGGCAUUCGACUUUGGCUCGUAUUACCGCAGCAGGCGCUUCGCCACUUCACAUAACCCUAUGGCUUACACGGUGACACCGGUACCUACUACUCGAUGACAAAUCGAGAACGUGUCGAAUUUCAAAUCCAGGCGAUAACCAUAGGUCACUUGGCUUGGCUUAUCGUCACAACUUACGAAUUGGCACCAAGAUGGCGGUACCCUCAGCGUCAAGAAAGACAUGUUCGUGAUGGAUUCAGGCGCUCGACCAGCCUGCUGUGUAUCACCACUA